Molecule: messenger RNA, 1194 nt
Organism: Nematocida parisii ERTm1
Lineage: Eukaryota; Fungi; Microsporidia
Exons: 1
Coding region: 1-1194 (397 amino acids)
Source: RefSeq, a predicted model, not a curated record
AUGGAAUGUGCACUCUUUGAUGCAAUGCCAGUCAUUCACAAAAUAGUCUGUGCCCACUUGCAGGACUCACCCACAUACCACGAUCUGUGCGCCAUUUCAAGAGGAAUGGAAUUUAACAAAGAAUGGUCUUUUUUAUACCAUGCCCUAUUAGAUGAAAUAUUAAAUAUUCUGCCGUAUGAGGCUCUUCUACAGAAAAAGGUCAUUUCCUAUGGGGAUGAUAAAAUGGUCAGAUGGAUAUGCACUCACAUCAGAACUAUUGUACACAGUGCAUCAUAUAUAGAUACAAUACAGUAUACAAUCAGUACACGGUAUAAUAAUUUAGUAGAGUCAUCUAUUCUUCUGAUUGAAAAGUAUAUUUCAUCGUACAUAUACGUAUACAAAAUAUUUGACAGGUUAAAGCAAGAAUAUAACAAAGAUGUUUUUUUUGACAGUGUUUUGUCUGAGUGUAUGUAUGCCAGAGAGGCAUAUUUCUGUACUGCGCCAGAGAUACUUGAAAAAAUAAACAAUCUGCACGCAAAACUGGGACAUCACAGAAUGAAGCAUACGCAUACAUGGACACUUUCUGAGUUAUACACAGAGAUGAAGGGACUGUAUUUAUUUGAAUAUGCAAGUGCAAUAAUCAGAGAUAGUCAGAAAAUAACUAACGUGCACACACCAAGUGCACAAAGAGUAAUACUGGCACUAAUUGCCUUACAGAGAUACUGGUCAACUCUUGUGAAAAAUGAAAUAUUUAUAGAGAGAGACCUCCCAUGUACACAAAUAUUCACAGAUCCAAAAUCAUUUAACAUGAACAUAAGAGAUACUCGGAUUGUUGCACAUGAGAUAGUUAUUGAUUAUGCCUGUGAAAGGGAUAAUUAUACAGCAUUUGUAAUAGAACAAGUCCCACAGUAUAAAGAAAGCACAUUUGAAUCAUCUUCUGAUAUUGCAUGGAGAAUCCAAAUGAGUGAUCCUCUCCUUAUACAGCGUAAAGUGUAUGCACUCAUGCACUACUGUGAUAGAACACCAAAUAUAAUAAUGCGUGCAUGGAAAGUGGUUCCUUCUUUUUUAGUUUGGCCCAUCAUUAUGUGCGUUCUUGUUAUUUCUGGGUAUCUUUUGGUACCUUUUUAUGUUUGGUCAAAUCUGAUUUACUUCUUAUUUAUUUUUUUACAGUGCUUUUCUAUAACACUUGCCAGAGUGGAUAUUGAACAGAUUUAG